UACCCGUGUGAAUGAAGCGAUUCGACACUGGAACUUAGCGAGCUCACAUUCUGGGCUUUUAUCGCUGGAGUUUUUACACAGCGGCCCUGGACUUAACGAAGAAAUGGCUGCUGUGGUGGCCACGUAGAUAUAUUUUGCGUUUCGUAUUUGUUUUUGUAUUUUAUUUUCGUCAUAAGGAGGAAGCACUCAGUGCUGGCGUUAGCCUAUGCUAACUCGCGUUCAGUUUCGCUGUCCUGCGGUUUUCCUGCUCUCAUUUCUGGAGGAAUUAAUGCAGACCCUGUCGAGAUAAACCAUGGAGUGUUGAAGAGUGCACUAACAUCGGAUAAUUUCGCUAAAAAAAACACUUAUGCCAAAGUCAGAGGUGUCUCACUACUGCUUGUAGCAUGUUAGCGGUUUGGCUAGUGAGUGUCAGGUGAUAUUGAACUCUUGAGAGGAAUUAUAGCCUUCUAAUUAAGCCGAGAAACUGAUCAAAUAGAUUAAAUAUAAUAUUUGCGUCCCUUCUGAUUGGUUUUACGCCUAACGAUUGGUGAUUCAGGCUAAAAUGGAGUCGUUCAGCUGUCAGCGUUAGCGCUAUUGCUGUUUAAACACACGGUUUGUUUACAGUUCUAAAAAUAUUCGCAUCCCAGUUACGUUUUCAUUGAAGUGCUAUUGAACCAUUUGCUGGACAUUUAUCUCUCUCUACUGUCAUUUUUUUAGACUCAAUAUAAUGUCAAAGCUGCUUUUGGCAAGCUAACAUACCUAUGCUAACAUUAGCUGAAGUGGUAUGGUUUAAAGCCAAAUCCACUGAGACAUUUGUCAGCGUUCCUUUAUUUAAACGAUUCACUGCUUACAGAUGAUGCUUAGAGUUUUUCCUCCUCCAGCUGUAGAUAUCAGCUACUGCCAUACAAGAACAUUUUGAGAGGAUAUUAUGACCGUUUAGGCCUGGAGAUGGCUGUAGGUUCAAAUAAAUCAGCAGUCAGUUAAGAUAUAAAACUCUAAACCGUGUAAUGUAUGCAUAUCUCUCCUUGGGGAACGGGAACGUUUUACAGAUUUGUGCAGAAAAAACUAGAAAUGUAAUUCUCAGGACUCUGAAGCUGUAUACCAUAUUUACAAUAGUUGCAAAAGCAUAGAAAGCCAAUGAAGACAUUAUAACUUACUGCCUGUCUUUUCUCUGCUUUGCCUUUAAUAGUAUGAAGAUUGCAGGUGAUCAAUGAUCGUAUACAUAUCUGUUAUCAUCUCUAAAUUUAGUUAAAUAUUUUAUAGCCCCCUAAACAAAACCUGAUUCCUCAUUUGCAUUUUCUAGAAAACCCAUAUUAGGCUUCUUUAUCUAAAUCAGACAAACGUCUCAUGCCUUAGUAACGGCCACAGAUAGGUUAAAAUGACCAUAUUCAAAAUAGCCUGUUGAUCUUAAGUAUGUCAUCAGAACAGCUGAUUUAUUUAUGGAAUUGUGUUUGUUUAAAGUGCUGGAAAGUCGUAAAGAAACCAAACCAAGCAGUUUUGAUGAUUCCUCAGGAUUAAUGUUUUCAUGUAGCCCUUGGGUCACAGUUGUGCCAAAAACUUUUGAUGAACUGCACUACAAACGGGUCUGCUGGAGGAGCAUGCAAACAAACAGUUGAUACUAAAAGAACACAGGUCUGAAGUUGUUCUGGAACGUCUCGCUUUCUGAUCAUUCUUUCAUAACCAGUCCACCCUGAGGUUCCCAAUGGAAGUGCCGCACUAGAAACUUUGACAAGGGAACUUCAAGAUCUCUGGGUUGUCUCAUCCAGAAGCGAUAAGAUGGGCUCUCAGGCUCUUCAGAUAUUGCGGCAGGGAGUGUGGGCAUCUCUGACUGGAGGAUGGUACGUGGACCCUCAUCAGAGUACCUUCUCGAACUGCUUUCAUCUCUACCUCUGGAUAUUCCUCUUGGCCUUCCCGUUUCUUCUGUACAUGGCCCUUCCUGCCAGUUUAGUGGUGGCUGGUGUGUACUGCGCUGUGAUAGCGGCCUUCUUUACGGCCAUAAAAGCAGUGAACUUCCGACUACAUGCCAUGUUUGACCUGGGCGAGAUUGUGCAGAAGAGGCAGGCCUCGUUCACCACAGACCCCAAUAGAGUGGAAGAAGGAGAGGAAGGCUCUGGCGCUCACGACGGAAGCCAGCGCAGGGACAGUGGUGUCGGUGUGGAAAUGACGGUGUUCCGAAAGGUGAACUCCACCCCUCCUGUACGCUGCAGUUCCCAGCACUCACUAUUCGGAUUGAACCAGGUGUCGGAAUUUUUACCACAGCUUGAAGACCCUGGAGGCUCAAAGGAUAUAAAAGAGCUCAUGCAGGAGCAGGGCAGUAAUAUGAUUGUGACUUCUACAUAUAGAGACGUCCUUCGACACAACUCUCAGGACAACACUAGUGUGGCGCCAAUCUGCUUGGCUGGGGAUUACAGAGGGCUAAUUGGUGUGGGUGAUGUAUUGUUGGGAGGGUUUAGUAGCCUGCAACCAACAAAUUGUCCUUCCAUCCCGCCGUCCCCAUCCAGCCAAGAAGAUGGAGAUGAGAAGGACCAGGUGGAUAAUGGGGGUGCGGAGCAACUAUCUCAGCAGAGCCCCGAUGGGGAUGGUCAAGGAAGCUACUCCCCCCAUGGACCUUCAGCUGAGUCUGAGAGUCUGAGAGAUGCUCCUCUCAGCCCUCUCAUCAAGAGUAGCUUGAGCGAGGAGCUAAGCGAGAACUUGUUGGGCUUGGGCCUUGACCCUGUCACUUUUGCUCCUGGUGCUGAGCACCCAGGCAGCCGCACCGGGGUAGCCCUGGCUGCAGGAUCCACUGACAGCUGCUUCAGUGGAGGUGGAGCGGCCACAGACAGAGAGACUCUUAGUACAGUCAGUAGCUACCGCAGUGAGAAAACAGACUCAACCCAGCUUGAGAGCCCUUCGCUGGGCCAGACGCAUAAACUCGUGUCUAACGCUCCUUCCACAGCUUUGCCUCAGGGUAAAGGCGCCUAUCAGCAGCCUGGAGAUGUGCUCCAAGGUGGUAGUGACACGGAUGACCUGUCAGACAGCGUGCUGCUACGAUCACCCUCCAAAGAACUCUCCUCUGGGCAGGGCCUGGACAGAACUCUGGUGGAGGGAGAGGACCUUCCCCCUUUGCUUACGGACAUUGCACAGCCCUCCUUGCGGGACUCAUCACCGUCUAGCAGCGGGCCUUCUGAGACCUGCGAUCUUGAUGGUGGCAUCCCCAUACCCCCUCUUCCUCCUCCACGCCAGGCCUGCUCUGUACCAUCAGGGUUGACACUGGGCUUGGUCUGCUCAGAGCCCGCUCUGCCGGUCUCUGCCCCGUCCUACCUCCUAGCAGAGCCGCCGUCUCUGCAAGCGCAGCAGCAGGUAGUGCGACCUAAAGAUCUGAAACUGCUACGUGCUGGUGGCAGUGUGGGUCACCGACCUGGUCGCAGGAAAGCUCCCCGCAAACGGGGCACUGCUGGCAGUAGCAGUUUCGACUGUGGCUCCUACCGCCGGCACCACAACCGUGGCCAACACAGAGACUACAUCCCUGUACGCAGUCGGCUGGGUGCCAAAGCCUAUAGCGAGAGCUUGUUCGAGGACUCCAGCGAUGAAGAUGACGGCAGCGACAUGAGUGCUGGCUCUAGUCUUGGAUCCCAACGUCACUUCAGCUCUGACGACGAAGACGAUGAUGAAGAUGACGAUUCUAGCUCCUCUACCUCCUGCUACUCCCCCGAUCUGGCAAAUACCGGCAUCGCUUCCCAACCUGUCCCCCCUCAACUACCUAGCCCUGGAGAGGGGGAGGAGGCUGGCACAGUAGGACCCUCCCAUUCUCGCAGUGCUCAGCGCUCAGCAAGCACAGCCAGUGCCAAGACUCAUGCCAGAGUGCUCAGCAUGGAUGGGGCCGGUGGAGGCUCCAACAACACAGGGGCCCUUGCAUCUACUAUGCUACCUUUACCCCUUUCUUCUACUCCUGCCCCACGUCCACUCACCAUCUCUAAAUCAGAUCUGGAGGCUCGGACAGUGCGCUCAGAGGGCUUCUCCAGAGCCCACCAUAGGUUAGACUCUCUUGGCGGCUCCUGGGCUGGGAACCAGAUGGGCUGGAGGGCAGGAGAGCUGCUGGAAGAGGGGGCAGUAGGAGGAGCCCCAGAGGAGGGAAGUAAACGUGACUCUGUGAGCAGUGUAAAAAGGACACAGGCCAUUCGCAGGCGUCAUAAUGCUGGUAGUAACCCCACCCCACCCCCUUCUGCCAUGGGCUCUCCUCCGAGUCUUCAAGACCUUCAGAGAGUCCGCACUUCCUCUCACUCCCGCACACGAACGCUCCCCUCUGCUCUGCACUUUGCUGCCUCAUCCUUGCUGCUGCUGCCCCGCAGCGGUGUUCACGAGGCAUCCACCUUCGAUGACACCUCAGAGGGAGCUGUGCACUACUUUUAUGAUGAGAGCGGAGUAAAGAGGUCUUAUACUUUUGGGCCUGCUGGUGGAGGAUAUGAGGACCCAGUCCAGGAGCGAGAGCGACAAUCGCAGUCCUCUAGCUUUACCUCCACUGAUGUCCAGGAGGUGGCGCCAGUGCUGUCCAUGCUGCAGCCCAGACCGGUGGUCCUCCAGGGCAUGCAGGUCCGCAGGGUGCCUCUGGAUAUGCCAGAGUUUGACCUAGAUCAUGAGUCCCCUCACGAAUCCCAGGAGAACACAUUGAUGAUUGAGGAAAAGGCCAAGCCUAAACAGUAUUACCGUUUCUGGGUGCUGCCGGGGAAAUGGCUAAGAGUUCAUUACGACAGGCUUGCUUUGCUAGCCUUACUGGACAGGAACCGACGAGUUGGGGAGAAUGUUUUUGCGGUGGUGUUGGCCAGCUUAGUGGCGUUCCUUGGCUUCCUGUUGCUUCUCCAGGGCUUUUUUAGGGACAUCUGGGUCUUCCAGUUCUGCCUAGUCAUUGCCAGCUGUCAGUACAGCUUGCUAAAGAGUGUGCAGCCCGAUGCAGCAUCUCCGAUGCAUGGCCAUAACUGGAUCAUAGUGUACAGCCGACCAGUGUAUUUCUGCUUGUGUUGUGUGCUGAUCUGGGUAUUUGACCUGGUUGGCCACUCGGACAAUAUGAGGCCUUUCACCCUCUACGGGGUCACCUUCUUCUCCGCCCACUUUCUGCUCUGCGCUAGAGAUAUGCUCAUAGUGUUCUCCCUCUGUUUUCCCAUCAUCUUCCUGUUUGGGUUUCUACCUCAAGUCAACACGUUCCUCAUGUGUUUGUUGGAACAGGUGGACAUGCACAUUUUCGGUGGAACUGCAACCACAAGCCCCCUGUCCUCAGUCUAUAGUCUCUUGCGCAGUAUAUUGGUGGCGGCUCUGGUUUAUGGAUUUUGCCUUGGUGCCAUCAAUUCUCCGUGGGGAGAGGCACAUGUUCCGGUACUCUUCUCUGUUUUCUGUGGCCUCCUCCUGGCCUUGUCCUAUCAUCUGAGCAGGCAGAGCAGCGACCCAACCAUCUUCUGGUCUCUAGUCCGCUCCAAGUUCUUCCCAGAGCUGGAGAGCCGAACACCAGAAGAGCCCCCAUUAGAGAUUAAAGACCCUCUCCCAGAGAAAUUGCGCAAUUCUGUGAAAGAGACUCUUCACUCAGAUCUGGUCAUGUGCCCUCUUAUGGCCAUUAUCACCUUCGCCAUUAGUGCCAGCACCGUCUUUAUUGCUCUGCAGCCCGCUCUAAGUUACGUCCUGUACAUCUUGGCUGGGGUGGUGGGGUUCUUAACACACUACCUCCUGCCUCAGCUCCGAAAACAGCUGCCCUGGUUCUGCUUGGCCCACCCUGUGCUGCGCUCCAGAGAAUACAGCCAGUUUGAGGUCCGAGAUGCUGCUCAGCUCAUGUGGUUUGAGAAGCUGUAUGCUUGGCUGCAGUGUGUGGAGAAGUAUUUCAUCUAUCCGGCUGUAGUGCUCAACUCCCUCACCACUGAAGCUCACACUGUCAGCCAAAACCCUGACAAACCUGGAGCCUAUGGCCGUGCUCUAUUCAUCUCAGUGGCUGGAAUGAAGCUACUUCGUUCGUCCUUCUGUAUCCCAUCUCAGCAGUAUGUCACUCUGUGCUUCACCGCCCUCUUCUUCCAAUUCGACUACCCACGCUUUUCACAGACCUUCCUCCUCGACUACUACUGCAUGUCCAUCCUCUUCAGCAAGCUGUGGGAUCUGCUGUAUAAGCUGCGUUUUGUGCUGACCUACAUUGCACCUUGGCAGAUCACAUGGGGUUCUGCUUUCCAUGCCUUCGCUCAGCCAUUUGCCGUUCCCCACUCAGCCAUGCUGUUUGUACAAGCUGUGUUUUCUGCUCUCUUUUCCACUCCUCUCAACCCUGUGCUGGGCAGUGCUGUUUUCGUUACUUCAUACACCCGACCUGUGAAGUUCUGGGAGCGAGACUACAACACCAAACGGGUGGAUCACUCCAACACACGUCUGGCCACACAGCUGGACCGCAACCCUGGUGCUGAUGAUAACAAUUUGAACUCUAUCUUCUACGAGCAUCUGACGCGCUCUCUGCAGCACUCACUGUGUGGGGACCUUCUGCUGGGCCGCUGGGGAAACUACAGCACCGGAGACUGCUUCAUCCUGGCCUCCGACUACCUCAACGCUCUCGUACACAUCAUAGAGAUCGGCAACGGCCUCGUCACUUUCCAGCUCAGAGGCUUGGAGUUCAGAGGAACAUAUUGCCAGCAGAGGGAGGUGGAGGCAAUCACUGAAGGGGUGGAGGAAGAUGAAGGCUGUUGCUGCUGUGAACCAGGUCAUCUCCCCCACAUGCUCUCCUUCAACGCGGCCUUUGGCCAGCGCUGGUUGGCUUGGGAGGUGGCCGCCACCAAAUAUGUGCUGGAAGGCUACAGCAUUAGCGACAACAACGCAGCUUCCAUGCUUCAAGUAUUUGACCUGCGCAAAAUUCUCAUCACAUAUUAUGUCAAGACUGCUCCAGGUGUACGGAUGUCCCUCAAACUACACCAGGAUCACUUCACCUCUCCUGAUGAGUAUGAGGACCCAGGGGUGCUGUACGAUGCCAUCACUGCUAAUGAAGAUAAGAUGCUGAUAUCUCACGAAGGCGACCCUGUGUGGCGCAGCGCUAUCCUGGCCAACAUGCCUUCUCUGCUUGCUCUCCGCCACGUUAUGGAUGACGGAAGUGACGAGUACAAGAUCAUCAUGCUGAACAAACGCUUCCUCAGCUUCAGAGUCAUCAAGGUGAACCGGGAGUGUGUGCGCGGGCUGUGGGCCGGACAGCAGCAGGAGCUGGUCUUCCUGCGGAACCGGAACCCUGAACGCGGCAGCAUCCAGAAUGCCAAACAAGCCCUGAGGAACAUGAUUAACUCGUCCUGUGACCAGCCCAUCGGAUACCCUAUCUAUGUCUCCCCACUCUCCACCUCCUACGCUGGGGCCCAUGUUCAGCUACGUUCUGUCUGGGGAGGCCCCAUCAGCCCUCACAACAUUUACACGUGGUUCAUCAGCAGCUGGGACAGGCUUCAGAAGGGUUGUGGUGCCGGAUGUAACAGUGGGGGGAACAUUGAGGAUUCAGAUUGUGGUGGCGGCUCUACCUCCAUCAGUAACAACCCUGCAGCUCAUCCUCCCCAGAACACAGCGUCCAGCAUCCCUCAGCCUCAUCCCACUAUUGUACAGACCUCAAUGGGGACUGACAACCCCGUUGGGCCUUCCUGGCCGCUGCAUCCCCAGCCCCUCCCACUUGCCCUGCUCAGCCAAUCAGAAGGCAGGAUGGAUGCUGGGUUGGUUAGCUCCUUGCACCGCACCUCUUCCAUCCAUGGGCUUUUGGGGCAACACCUGUCCAGCUCCCAGCUGUCUUUCAGUAGUUCAGUGGCCCUGCCGCCUGCAGACCGCUUCUGCCCCAGUAGCCUGCAGGAUAACCCCAGUCACAGGGCGUCUCAGAGGGGCCUAAGCCUGGGACAUGGUAGCGGGCUGCCCUAUGAGGCUCUGUACAGCAAAUGGAGUCUGUCAGGGAGGAAAGGAUUCAAUGGACCUGCUGUAAUGGAAGGGGACAGCUCAGCAUCACAGAGCAUACGCACACAGCCUUCGCAGCCUCCCCUCCCUGUCCUGCCCUCGGAUGCCAGCCCAACACUGGAUCCAAUGGGAGCAGUCAUACCCUCUGAGACCACGCCCCUUACAUCAUCAGACCCGCCCAGUGCACGGAAGGAGUCUACAGAACUGCCUUUACUUGAGCACCUCCGCUGAGCCUGCACAGCUGGGAUCAGACGAGCCCAUGGUCAUCCUCGCCAUCCAGAGAGAGCGAGCUAGGAGGACUUCAAGCUGACCUUAUCAACCCUUUUUAUAAUUCAAGCAUCUUCAGUCAGUUCUGCGUAUAUUAGGAGGUUUCUCGCAAGUCUCCUUAAUAAACACAUCACCAGAUACAGAAGCACACUAGAAGAGUGCUGCGUUAAGUAAUGAACUCUGGACUGAGCUCUCCUAAGCUUCUUUGGCUACUGUUCUGGCCUCCAGGCCUAAAAGCCAAAAAAAGUGGCCAGUCAGUGCAAUCUUAAGGGAUUUUCUUCUUUUCUUAGAUAAAGAGGGUCAGGUCAUUAAAUCAAAGCGAAUCGGUGACCUGUACCACCAGCAGUAACAAAAAGGGAACUCUUCUCUCCUCUGUAGCAGCCUUGAACCUACUCAAGCUUUCGUUUUUACACCUACGCAUCCAGUCCUUCGCUACGCAUCAGCCGUAUUGUGCAGGAUUUCUCCCUUUGAGGCCCAGAGCUUUCCACCACACAAGCCACUGUCCUUUCAAGACCAAAGGACUCGAUUUUGAUUCCCCCUCACUGAGCCGUCAUUUCCUAGCUCACACAUUCCAGCAAAGACAUUCGAUCGUGUCACCCAUCACCGCACGACCGUUCUUCAGCGAGCUUCAGGGAUAAGACUUGAAUAUAAUCACACAAAUACUCGCUCACAUGCACACUUCCCUUAGCACCUGGUGCUCCCUGCGUAGUUUACAGCCGGCUCAGGUGAGGACGGAGGGGCCUGAGAUUCAUAGGACAGUUGGGACAAAGAAGACGUCAUCAAACCGGUGGUCUGUCUCUUUUUCUUUUCUUUGUACAUCCCACAGGCAAUCAGACUACCUACUAAAUUCCUAAACUGCUCCCUACCGAUUGGGCUCUGAUGGUGAUGUAGUGGGCCGGAGCACACGAGGGCCUCCUGGCCUCCCAUCAGGCUUUUUCCUGCUGCUGCAAGUGCCUGCAGUUUGUCUCCCUCUACUGCAAUACUACUGCUACCGCACCACCCCCUCUACUACUAAUAGAACUAACCAAACUACUGCUUUGACUUCUAAACUCCAGCGUUUUAGUUGGAAGAACUUGAUGGGGGAAAAAAACAAUAAAGAUGUACCGAUUCUAAAGACGAAGAUUUAUUUGUUUGCUGAUCUCAAAUGGAGAUGUGCGGAGUGGCUGUUUUUUUGUUGAUUGUGCUGAUAGUAGCUGGACAUGAGUGAACUGUAACCUUUGCCCCCAUUCUUGAAUCCACCGGAUUGUGACUAACUAAUUCCCUAAAUCUGUGUGUAAUACAACUGGAAAGUUCGAUGUCAUUCUGAUGUUAAAUAUCUGCUGUUGGGCGAACGAAGCUCAGACCGCCUGCUGUGGAAAGCAGGGCACUUACUGCCUCUACUACAACAACAAACAUAUCAAAUGCUCGCAGUCAAACAAUACAACACUGACAUCAGCCUGGAAUAGCUGUGGCGUGUCGAUGUAAAGGAGCUUGAAAUUUCCCAUGAGCUGUUUAAAGUGGUUUUCUGAUUCAGAAAGCCUUUCAGCGCUCUUUCACCAUACAAUUUCCCAGCUUAAAAUGAUUGACGUGGCUGAGCUGUGCUCUGAAAAAGGCUUUGCGUCGAACGAUAUGGUUUGAGCAUGCGGGCGCCGCCAUGGGAAAAUGGUGCUUUUCGAUUCGACAGACGGUGUUCAGGUGAAAGAGAAGGAUUUUUGCUGGAAAUUUUACACUGGUUCCACAGAGUAAUGCCGUUUUAUGCUAAAUAAUGCGGUUUUCUGUUGAGAGGCCCCAUUGUGUUAAUUUUACAAAGCUGAUGGAUUCAAAACGGCCGAUUCUUGUUCUGAAGUUUUGAUGUGAUUUGAGCCUCUAGCUUCGUUUAGUGCCAGUAGAGGCAGUUCACACCGAAUUGAUCAUGCUCACGCUUUCGUAUUCUCACUUAAACCACAGAUUGUUAGUAGGUUUGUAACACUGAAAAUAGAUGGCCUCUCUGCCCAUAACAGACCAUAUCACAAGUUGUUUGAACACUAAACAUCAAGUCUUUCUGCAGACUGUGCAGCCGAGUCUAUUUCCGAACACCACCAUCUCAAGUCUCUCAUGUAGUCUGCUGAGCAAACCUGCCCCGUUUAUGGCUUCUUACAAUGGACUUCAGUAGCUAUCGAGCGUUUGGUUCGAGGCCGAUCAACCUCUUUCUCUCUUUCCAUCAAGACCAUUUCUCUCAUCUUUAGGGUGACUUUUCCAAAGCAACAGGGAGUACGUCUCGUACUGGGAGAAAGCACAAGUUACUGCAUAGUCUUGGGUGUCAGUGAUUUAAAAGGGAUCUAACCCAUCUCUGCCAUAUAUGUACAGCAUGUUUUGUAUAUAAAUAUAUAUAUAUAUAUAUAUAUAUAUAAAUCUAUUUUAUUAUUAUUGGGAUUUCUGGUUAUUUUUCAAUGGAGGACACUACUUUGAGUCUUGGGGGAGUCACGCUUCGGUGUAUCUGUGCAUGCGGAGGGGUCCGACUCUCUCUCUCGACAGAAUCAUGAAGUCUGGGGAAUGAAUCGGUUAUCUGCUUUUGCACAACUAUUGUAAAAUAGUACACCAUCCUGUAUUUUGUUUUCUUUUUUAAUUUUAGUUAUAUGGAGGAUCAUUUUAUUUAAAAACUGU
Molecule: messenger RNA, 10776 nt
Organism: Sinocyclocheilus grahami
Lineage: Eukaryota; Metazoa; Chordata; Actinopteri; Cypriniformes; Cyprinidae
Product: pecanex-like protein 3
Exons: 31
Coding region: 1756-8118 (2120 amino acids)
Cellular component (GO): membrane
Source: RefSeq, a predicted model, not a curated record